AUGUUCACCAAAACUGUCGUUGUCCUCGCCCUCGUGGCCGUUGCUGCCUCUGCUCCUUCUCAACCAGCCUAUGGCUAUGCUCCUCAGCCAACCUAUGAGGCUCCUGCCAAGUACGACUUCAACUAUGCCGUGAAGGACGACUACUCCAGCAACGACUUCGGUCACCAGGAAGCUCGCGACGGUUACGAUACUCAGGGCUCUUACUACGUCCUCCUUCCCGACGGCCGUCUGCAGAAGGUGGCCUACACUGUCAACGGAGACUCCGGUUACGUGGCCGAGGUCAGCUACGAGGGUGAGGCCCAGUACCCUGAGUACAAGCCUGCCUACAACCCAGCCCCUGCAUACAAGCCUGACCCAGCCUAUAAGCCUGCACCUGUUUAUGCCUAAAUGGAACUCUGUAGUAUAUUUAUGAAGAA
This is a messenger RNA of Penaeus chinensis, 416 nucleotides long. RefSeq names its product pro-resilin-like. The transcript has 3 exons. The record is from RefSeq and is a predicted model, not a curated record. NCBI's taxonomy places the organism in Eukaryota, Metazoa, Arthropoda, Malacostraca, Decapoda, Penaeidae. Gene Ontology annotation, cellular component: extracellular matrix. The coding region runs from base 1 to 387 and encodes 128 amino acids.